This is a messenger RNA of Aspergillus affinis, 1965 nucleotides long. Its product is annotated as signal recognition particle subunit SRP72. Gene Ontology annotation, biological process: SRP-dependent cotranslational protein targeting to membrane. NCBI's taxonomy places the organism in Eukaryota, Fungi, Ascomycota, Eurotiomycetes, Eurotiales, Aspergillaceae. The transcript has 4 exons. The record is from RefSeq and is a predicted model, not a curated record. Bases 1 to 1965 code for a protein of 654 amino acids. Gene Ontology annotation, molecular function: ribosome binding; protein binding; 7S RNA binding. Gene Ontology annotation, cellular component: signal recognition particle, endoplasmic reticulum targeting.
AUGGCGACGCAGAAUUUGAGCUCGUUGCUGCAGCACGCCUCCAUCGACGAUCACGAAGAACUCCUCCAGUCUGCCAAUGCCGCUCUGGCAAAGUCCAAGUCGGACGUUCAGGCUCAACAUGCCAAGGUGGUGGCUUUGGUGAAGCUCGACCGCUACGACGAUUGUAUCCGAGUGUUUGAAGAGGGGGGCGAUGCUCUGAAGAAGCAAGCGGCUCUGGAAUACGCCUACGCUCUGUACAAGACUGGACAGCUGGAUGCCUCGAUCGAGAUCGUCUCGAAGAUCACCAACAGCCGGGGUGCUCGUCACUUGGAGGCUCAAGCUAGCUAUCGUUCAGAGAAAUUCCGCCGUACCGCCGAAGUUUACGAAGACCUGACCAAGGACCAGUCGGCCUUGGACAACGAGGAAAACGAUAUCCGCAUCAAUGCCUGGGCUGCGGACGCUCAAUUGCAGUGGAAGGGAUACCCCGAAUCCGUCCGUCACAACCGCCCAACGAGAGAUGACCUAGAGGCCUUCGAGACGACCUACAAUGCGGCCUGUCUGAGCAUCGCUAAGGGAGAGUUUGGACAAGGAGAAGUGCUUUUGAAGCGGGCAAAGGAGCUAUGCCGGACCUCAGAAGACCUCACGCCGGAGGACAGAGAUGCGGAAUUGCUACCGAUCUCUGUGCAGCAACUCUACGUUCUGAUCCGUCAAGGGAAAUCGGAGGAAGCCGAGUCUGUCCUGCAGGAAAUCUCGGUCAAAGAUAUCCCCGAGCUCUCGACCAAGAAGAUCGCCGAAAACAACGUCACCCUCAUCCGGGACACGGCCGCCAACCCCUUCAUCCUCUACAAGGCGUUGCACGAGACUCCAGAAUCCACCGGCAACGACCGACUCUUCGACUUCCAGAACAACAUCAUCAGCGGCAACUUCAACUCCGCCGACCUCCUGGUUCACAAGUACGACGGCAUCAUCCGAUCGACAUCUAAAGCGCGCGCCCAAGCCCCCUACCCCUCCACCGAAUCCAGCAUCAACCUCCUCUCGGUCUUCAACGCCGCCGCCCUCGCCCGCGGCCAAACGGGCGCCAAGGCCCUCAAAGCCAUCCUGCCCGCGCUGGAGCGCCGUCCCAAGGACAUCGGCCUGGUUCUAACCGCCGCGCAACUCUACGUCAGCACGGGCAACACCACCGCCGCCAUCGCCACCCUCGAGAAAUCGCUGUACCUCCUCGACGAGUCGAUCUCCGACCAGGACAAGGAAGUGCGCUUCAACCCCGGCGUCCUCGGCGUCCUCGUCGCCCUCUAUAAACUCGAAGGCCGCAAGGUACAGAUCCGCACCGAGCUCGGCAAAGCCGCCGCCUACUGGCGCAGCCAAGCCGACGCGCCCUCCUCCCUCCUACGCGCUGCCGCCUCCUCGCUCCUCUACUCCUCGGACGCCUCGGAUCUCGCAACCGCCAGCGACAUCUUCCACGACCUGGCGCAGAAGAACUCGUCCGACCGCUUCGCUGCCGCCGGCUACGUCGCCUCCCAAGCCACCCUGGAUUACAACAAGGUCGCGUCGCACGUCGACCGCCUCCCCGCGAUCGCGGACCUAGUCUCAGACAUCGACGUCUCGGCCCUCGAAGCUGCCGGCGUGUCGCCGUCCUCUGCGACCGCCGCCGCCGCCGCCGCGACUAUCGCCAACGCCCGGAAGCGUUCGGCCGCCGACAAGCAGCACCAGGGCCGCGUCACCAAACGUGUCCGCAAGUCUCGUCUCCCCAAGGACUUCGAUGCUAGCAAGACGGCCGACCCGGAGCGCUGGCUCCCUCUGCGCGACCGAUCCUCCUACCGUCCUCGUGGUCGGAAGGGCAAGCAGCGCGCCGCUGAACGGACCCAGGGCGGUCCUGUCACUGAGAAGACGGAGGAAGCUAACGCGUCGGCUAGUCAGCAGCGUAAUCAAGGCGGCGGCAGUGGUGGUGGAGCGUCGAAGAAGAACAAGAAGAAGGGCAAACGGUAG